Molecule: messenger RNA, 3708 nt
Organism: Schistosoma rodhaini
Lineage: Eukaryota; Metazoa; Platyhelminthes; Trematoda; Strigeidida; Schistosomatidae
Source: the annotation of a GenBank genome assembly
UCUCGGCCUUCCAAAAAGCGCGCUCUUGUUGAGUGUGCUCAACGUCUUCAGAAAUUUAGGAUGGCUAGCCCAAGGACACGGCGAGUGCUAAUGGAUGUCAAGAAAGCUAAUGCGAACCAUUAUCUGUGUCUCAUUUUCAUUGCGGUCAAAUCAUCGGCAUUAAGUUGAGGUGGAGAACAAUGUUUCAUUCUAUUUUUGAACAUUGUUUCAUGUAUUUUACACUAGCUCACAUCUGGUUGACCACAACAAAUUGAACUAUGGAGGAGAAGCUGGACCUUUACUGGAAAGCAAACUGUAAGCAUUAACACAAGUCCACCAACUUACUAUCCUUAUUACUGAAGGCUGAAGUUAGAAAACGUUACCAAACUACUAGCGUAGCGGUCCGCCUAUGGACAGAGAGUACUUUGUGCACUAGAGUAGCGUAAGGAGGGUUGGGAAAGAGAACAGAAAAGUGAGUCAAUGACCCAGCAGCGCACUUACAUUUGGUAACGAGACCAAUCGACGACAAUUAGAAAUAAUAAGCCUCAGAUUGAGUCCAUCUUGGGGCCGAAAUUAGGAUCAUACUAUUUAACCUGCUACAACUAGUACUCUGCAAUGGUCGAAUCAUAGAUAUUAACUAUCCGAAUACACUUAUUCUUUCAGAUUGUUCACCCUGUCAGGAAAAUAAAUCAUAAAAAGUAAUAUCAUGUCUGUAAAAUACUUGACAGCAAUAUUUAUACCAUGGGGCUUCGUUGAUUUUUAAAUCUUACUCUGGGAAUGUAUUACUACUUACUACCUACUUGAUGUUCAUCAAGUUAUAGUCGUAUGAGAUAUUAUAUUUGUGCAUAAAUUAUUUAAGGGCGUUUGUGUUUAUUCUCGUUGUUGGGUGCCUAAUGUGGGCCAUCAGCUUUAUUUCAGAAUGUAAACAUAUAGGUAUGUUCACAGUUGUGUUGCUUGCAUCCAGGUCUAAACAAAAUGAUUAGUGGACAAAGUUUUACCUGGACUACCAUGAUUUCAAGAUAUGUCCUAUAAGAUCACAGGUUUUAUAAUCAGUAUUUAUUUUCGUUUGUAGUUGUGUUUUGAAUGUGGGUCGCCAAAUCCUCAGUGGGCUAGCGUUACAUAUGGCAUUUGGAUAUGUUUAGAGUGUUCAGGAAAACAUCGUGGAUUGGGGGUUCAUUUAAGUUUUGUUCGCUCAAUUAACAUGGAUAAAUGGAAGGAAUUGGAAUUGGAAAAAAUGAAAGUUGGAGGCAACAGACAUGCUAAGGAGUUUUUCGUUUCACAACCUGAUUACAGACCUCAGUGGAGUUUUCAAGAAAAGUACAAUAGUAAAGCUGCUGCUUUGUUGAGAGAUAAGAUUGCAACUGAAGCGUCUGGUGAGGUUUGGGAUGAAGAAGCCGCUAAUGUGCGUAAUAAUAAAUCUACCAGUAUAAGUCAUGUAAAAACAACCGGUGAUCUGCCAUCUUUAUCCUCAGAUAAACGAAACUUUCAUAGUAAUCAGACUAAUUAUCAAGCCCCUGAUUAUUAUCCUGGAUCAAACAAAAUGACCAGUUGCCAUUCAGACUUGGAAUCCUGGUUAAAGGAUACAACUUUAUCUGAGGAGCAUGAUUCAUUUACAACACCAGCAACGAAGACAACAACAACUUCUGCUAAUACACGUUAUGAUAAAGUUCCAGAUUGGGCUGACUCUAAAUUCAUGGAUGAUAAUGGUAAAUAUACAACUUCUUCGUCUAGGCAUUAUUCAUUAGUACCUGAAAGAAAUGAUAAAUACUCAUGGCAGUCAGGUUGGGCAAUGGUUAGUCAAGUAGCUUCAGUAGCUGCUAAAUGUACCAGUCAAUUAGCAUCUCAAGCAACACAAAAAACCAAAGAAUUAACUCAAUCCGUUCAAGAAAAAGUUAAAGAUAGCAAUAUUUUGGAUUCAUUAUCAAAAGGUGUUGAUACUGUCACUUCAAAGUUGCAAACAGUGAAAAUGCAAGGAAUUCGAAGUCUUGAAUCAUAUUGGACUAGUAAUCCUGAAUCAGAUUUGUCUAACGGAAAUUCUGACAAAUCAUAUGGGUCUACUCUCUACAGUAAUCGUGAACAAGAUUGUCCCAGUUCAAUGUUUCUUGAUCGACACUUACAACAUGGAACCGAUUCGUUUAAUACAAGUGAAGGAAAAGGCGCUUCAUUGUCGAAUACUAACUGGAAUAAUAAUGAAACCUGUGAUUGGGAUUUAAGCAAUGACCAUGGAUGGGGAUCAAUUGACAAUGACGGUUGGUCUACUACAACUGGUGGUGGUAAUUCUAGGACAACACUAGCUAAAGAAUCCGUUGUACGAAGUGACUCCAAGUCUGAAAAUAAUGGUUGCAAUCGAAGAAGUCGUAAAAAUUCUUAGAUUUAAUAACUUGGAAAUUUAAAUUCUCCUAAUCCUUUUUGUUUGUUUGGUAAUGAUCAAGGUCACUUAUCUUGCUUGUAUACUGUAACUAUUCAUUUCUUGGCUUUUUCUUUUGUUUAAUUGUAUUGUAUAAUUUAUUUUUCUAUCUGAAGAAGUCUCUUUAAUUUACCAUAUAUAUUUCUUAAUUUUGUUAUGUAAUCUUUAGGAUAUGAAUGAUGAAGGGUUUAUGAUAGUUGUCACGGUAACUAAGCCAAUUUAUCUUCCUCUCUUUGAUUUCUUAUCUUUUUAAUUUUAAACCCAUGUGGAGUUUUGUGCAGAUGGUAUUAUCAUUAUUUCAGUAGUAGUACUGUGUAUGGUAUUGGUAAUAUAUAUGAUGUGAGACUUUUGCAUGGUUUGAAUAAAAAAACAUUUGUUACGUUGUUAAUGAUACUCUUUUUCAGAUAGAUGUUACUUAUUCAAUAUAUUCGCCUGUUCAAUGUUUGUUUGUUUUACUGUUGUUCAAUUGUUCAGUAAUUAGGUUUAUCAUUUAUUAAUGGUGAAUUUAUAUGUUGUUCAUUGACUUGUUUCCAUGUAGACGGACUGUGAUAACCGUGCUGACCUUUGUUCAGCAAUUUCAACACAUGCAUCGGUGAUUUAUUACUGGUGUAUUUAACUUUUAAUGGUUGGAUUUAAGGUUCAGGUCCACUUUAUUCCUUUGGAUAGUGUCAAUAGGCCUCACAUAGAAUAGUGUAGUUUAAACUUGAAUAGAUGACUUUGUGAAAUUCCUGAGUCUUGCGCAAAAUUGCUAUUGGAAUGUUUUGUUUACUCAUAAGUAGUUUAUCACUUUCAUUGAAAAUUGUCGUGUCCACUAGUUACAGUCGUAAUUUCAUGCGUAUUAUGUUUCUCUGUGUUGGAUGUUUACAUUGAUACGAAGCAAUGCUACUGGGAUUUCCUUAAUACCGAAUUUCGGUCUUUUCACAACUGUACUUUUUUCCAUGGUUUUGUGGAUUCAUUUAAAUAAGCGACAGCAUAUCGUGUCUUCCCACUUUCAAUCUGCGUUUGUGUGUACUUAGGUUUACUGCGUCUCGCAGUUAGUACAAUUUGUUCUGUAGGUAACAAUGCAUUUAUUUGACCUGUGUUUUCUUCUGAGUGGAGUGGAAUCAAAUUAAUAUGUUAGUUUGUUUGCGAAAUUGAUGCCAAAAGGUCUGCAAUGUUUUCUACAUAUGGUAAGACGUUUUGUUUUCUGAUUUCCGGAAGUGAUCUAGUGGUAUGUCAAUUUGUUGAAGCUAUUGGGUUUCCAUUUUUUACAGUAAAUGGACAUGAAAUUAGUGUACUCAGCUUUUAGCAAGUUAACAGUUCUGUCUUGAGUUUUGACUGCA